Molecule: messenger RNA, 1414 nt
Organism: Rhodamnia argentea
Lineage: Eukaryota; Viridiplantae; Streptophyta; Magnoliopsida; Myrtales; Myrtaceae
Product: serine acetyltransferase 1, chloroplastic
Exons: 1
Coding region: 142-1173 (343 amino acids)
Cellular component (GO): cytosol; cytoplasm
Molecular function (GO): L-serine O-acetyltransferase activity
Source: RefSeq, a predicted model, not a curated record
AAAUACGACCGUUCCUCCAUUCCACCACCGCCACCACCCUCAUAAUCAUCUUCAUCUUCUUCUUCUUCUUCUUCUUCGUCUCUCUCGGACAUCGCAAACCCUGAACGUAACCAUCGCAACUUCACACAUCUCUCAGAUUUAAUGGCCGCUUGCAUAGACACUUCCAGGAGAGAAAGUUGCCAGCUUUCCCGCGAUCCAAACAAGUCCCAAGGCGACGAUCUUUCGCGUAAGUUCGCGAAAUGCUGCCGGCCCAGUUUCCGUGAUAGCGUUUCCUCGAUGAUACCCAUGUGCCAGAAUCGCGGGAAAGUCGCGUCCUCGUCCUCAUCCGCGUCCGUCGAAGCCCUCGAUGCAAGGGAAGGUAAAGAUGAUUUGUGGUUUGAGAUGCAAGAAGAGGCUCUUUCCGAUGCCUGUCAAGAACCCAUCUUGUGCAAUUACUAUCAUAACUCGAUUUUGCGUCAUAACUCGUUGGGAAGUGCUCUGGCGAAUCAUCUCUCUGUUAAAUUGAGCAAUUCAAGCAUUUGUAGUAGAACCCUUUUCGAUCUUUUCAAGGGUGUCUUUGACGAUGACCCUGAAAUCAUGAGUGCUGUUGAGGCUGACUUGAGAGCAGUGAAGCAGAGGGAUCCUGCCUGCAAGACUUACAUCCAUUGCUUUCUUAACUUUAAAGGGUUUUUGGCAUUCCAAUCCCAUAGAGUGGCUCAUAAACUGUGGUCACAAAGAAGGGAGAGUCUAGCAUUCUUGUUGCAGAACAGGGUCUCCGAGGUGUUUGGAGUGGACAUCCAUCCCGGCGCAAGGAUUGGGCGGGGGAUACUGGUCGAUCAUGCCACUGGAGUGGUUGUUGGCGAGACUGCAGUGAUCGGGAACAACGUGUCCAUUUUGCAUAAUGUGACUUUGGGAGGAACUGGUAAAGUCUCCGGUGACAGGCACCCCAAGAUUGGAGAUGGGGUCUUGAUAGGCGCAGGGACUUGCAUUCUCGGGAACAUCAGUAUCGGUGAUGGAGCUAAGAUUGGUGCGGGGUCAGUUGUUUUGAAGGAUGUGCCGCCCAGACGAACUGCCGUGGGUAACCCGGCAAGGUUGAUUGGAGGGAAAGAGAACCCAAUUGGGCUCGAGAAGUUGCCCAGCUUCACCAUGGACCAAACGUCACAUAUUUCUGAAUGGUCUGACUAUGUUAUUUAGAAGACUAAUUUGUGUUUGUGGUAUUAAGAGAGAAUUGAAGUUCUCCUGUUCCCACAAAUGGCAACCACCUUGCUGUCGUAUCACUAGCAUGGAGGUUUUGUCUUGCUUGCUGCUAUUGCUUACAUGUGUUGGAGCAGAAACCAUCUACUUAGUCUUGUGUAUAUCAAUUGAGACAUGCUCGCAGGAGCUAAUAAACUGUUCCCCCUCCCAAUUAUAAUGGCACAUCGAUUGAGUUCCUAUG